Molecule: messenger RNA, 2068 nt
Organism: Ostrinia furnacalis (Asian corn borer)
Lineage: Eukaryota; Metazoa; Arthropoda; Insecta; Lepidoptera; Crambidae
Product: calphotin-like
Exons: 5
Coding region: 74-2020 (648 amino acids)
Cellular component (GO): extracellular matrix
Source: RefSeq, a predicted model, not a curated record
AAAUGGCGUUAGGCACCAACAGGGGGUACAGUUCACUGCUCCAAGCACCCCUGUUCACAACUCAACAAACAAAAUGGCUUUCAAGUUGGUGGUCUUCUCUUGCCUUGUUGCCGUGGCUUACGGCAGCGUGGCCCCGGCGGCCAUCGCGGCGGCUCCCGUCGCCUACGCCGCCCCCGCGGUCGCCGCACGCCUCGAGGAGUUCGACCCCUUGCCGCAAUACCGGUUCGGCUACGACGUCGCCGACUCCCUCACCGGUGACUACAAGAGCCAGCAGGAGCAACGCAACGGCGACCUCGUCCAGGGCUCAUACUCCUUGGUGGACCCCGACGGCACCCGCCGCACUGUCGACUACGCUGCCGACUCCGUCAACGGUUUCAACGCUGUAGUGCGCAAAGAACCUCUGGUCGCCGCCGCUCCCGCUGUAGUCGCCGAGCCCGCCGUGGUUCCAGCUCGCCUUGCCGCCGCUCCCGUUGCCCAACCUGCCGUAUACGCUGCCAACUACGCCGUCGCUCCCGCUGCCGCCCCUGUCGCCGUCGCCUCUGCGAGAUACACCGCCACUCCCUACUUUGCCCGCUACGCCGCAGCCCCCGCCCCCGUCGCCGCUGCCGCUGCCUACUCCACCGGUCCUGUGUUCGCUCGCUAUGCCGCCGCGCCCGUUGCCGCUCCCGUCGUAGCGGCCCGCUAUGCCGCUCCAGUAGCGGCGGCGGCACCAGUCCCAGCUGCGUACGCCGCGUACUCCGCUCCGGUAGCGGCAGCGUACACAUCGUAUGCUGGUCCUUUCGCCUACAACGCGCCAGUGGCUGCGGCCUACACCGCCCCAGUGGCAGCGGCCUACACCGCCCCAGUGGCAGCGGCCUACACCGCCCCAGUGGCGGCGGCCUACACCGCUCCCGUGGCGGCCGCCAACGUGUACGCGGCGCCCGCGCGGCUGGCCGCAGCGCCCGCGCCCGUGGCCGCCCCGGUGCGCGCCGCUCCCGCCAAGAUCGUGGAACCCGUCGCCGCCGGCUACCUAUUCAUCUGUAUGGUCGGCGCAGCCUGCGCUAGCGUGGUGCCAGUGGCCCCGGUAGCGCGGUUAGACCCCUACCCCCAGUACGCCUACGGGUACGACGUGCAGGACGCGCUCACAGGCGACUACAAAGGCCACCAGGAACAAAGGAACGGGGACCUAGUCACCGGCUCGUAUACCGUCGUCGACCCCGAUGGCACCCGCAGGAUCGUCGACUACGCAGCUGAUCCCCUCAACGGCUUCAACGCGGUCGUCCGCCGCGAGCCGCUCGUCGUCGCCGCCCCCGCCAGGGUGGUAGCGCCCGCCCCUGUUGUCGCACCCGCCCCACGUGCACUCGAUUUGGCAGUUCAAUCUCACUCUUGGACAUUACUACUACCAAAAAUGGCAUUCAAGUUCGUCGUCUUCAGCUGCCUGGUCGCUGCGGCCUGCGCGGGCAUUGUCCCUACCGGUCACGUCGCCUACUCCGCUCCCCUGUCGUACGCCGCUCCCGUGGCCUACGCCGCCCCGAUCGCUAAGGUCGCGGCCGUCGCCCCCGUCGCCAAAGUAGUCGAAGCCUACGACUCUCACCCUCAGUACAGCUUCUCCUACGACGUCCAGGACGGUCACACCGGUGACUCCAAGACCCAGCACGAGACCCGCGACGGUGAUGUCGUCAAGGGCUCCUACUCCGUGGUGGACCCCGAUGGCACCAAGCGCACUGUGGAGUACACCGCUGACCCCCACAACGGUUUCAAUGCCGUCGUGCACAAGGAAGCCCUUGCCGUGAAAGUCGCCGCCCCCGUCGCCUACGCCGCUCCCGUCGCCAAGACUGUGGCUUAUGCCGCGCCCGUCGCUAAGUACGCUGCUCCUGUAGCUUACGCCGCCGCCCCCGUGGUCCACUCUGCUCCCGUGGUCCACUCUGCCCCCUUGGUCCACUCUGCCCCCGUGGUCCACUCCGCCCCAGUUUACCACUCCGCCCCCGUCGCCUACCACGCGGCCCCCGUUGCCUACUCCGCUCCCCUCUACCACCACUAAGUCAAUUGAUUUUAUAGACAACUUUGAAUGCCAUAAUGUAAAUAAAUU